GCAGAUUCGAGGCGCACAGGGGCAGGUCAGUCGCUGCUGUGCUCCGAGGGGGGAUGGUCAUACUCUCCCUCUUUAACUCGUCUUUUCCCCCCUCAACUAUUUGAGGAAUAUACUUUUUCUUUCAUCAUGAGGUUAUAGUGGAAGUGUUGAAAAUUGAAAUUAUUACCCAGUGAUUAAAAAAAAAAAAAAACUUUUCGGUGCAACGUGUGGAAAUUAAUCAAUUCAGAGUAAAGAAGAAAUCAGUGAUAACAUGAGUGCCCGAGACUUGUACCGGAGUGUGCUGCGGGGCGGGCAGUGCGACUCACCGCAGUUCAGCAGCGGUGACCUAUCCCCCAUGUCCAACCUGGCCCUGUCCCUGCACGGCACCUCCCUCAACAACACUCCGCGCAGGCGGCUCUCACUCUCUUCCAACUUGUCUGACACACCUCAGUCCUGCCUCAACGACUCUGUUCAGCUUUCCAUCAGUUCCCCACCAGACGACCAUAGUUCUGACUCCGGGUCCAGCUUGAUAGAGGAGCCGUCCAUCUCUCCUCGCAGACACACCAUUACAUCCUCACGCAACAAGGAAAACUUUCCCUCUCCUUACUAUUCUCCGUCCCGUCUUCCACCCCGCAGUCGUGCCAGCCCCCUACAGGAGGUUCAGAACACAGUGAAUAGGAGCCUGGAUUUUAGUCCCCUUAAGAAGAAUCUUCAGAUGGUGUCACCUUCCAAAAGGCAGUUUACCUCCCCUCAGAAACCUUCCCCCCCUGACGACUUUGACACAACAUCUCAAGACAGUGGCUACUCUGAGAGUGGCAAAAAGGUGGAUGAGGACUGUUUCAGUGUUCCAAUCAGCUGUGCGCCACGCAAGCUCAACCUUGAUCUGUCUCCAGCCAAAACACAAUUGGCAGUCUCUCCAGUGAAGCCAGUUACUGUAGUCACCUCUACCACAUUGUCAUCAACAGCAGGUUCUAAUGCUACUGCUGUUACCACUACAACCGCUACCACAACCAUUACCACAGUAACCACCACACAGGAAGCCCCUACAGAUGCUUCUACUGAAGGUGGAAGACCAUUCAAAAAGUUUUCCUCACUCACCAAGGGUGAAGAGGAUGAUGCCAUCCUGAUGGAUCUCAUGAAUGAAGUUGCACCCCAAGAUGAUAAGCCACUGGGUUUCUCAAACUUGUUGGUAGCCCCCAUAGUGCCAGCUAAGGCGUCCCCACCACCCAAAGCUGCAUCCCGCCCCUCCAUCAGGCGCUGUCUCUCCAUGAUUGACACAACCCCUACUUCCUCUCGGGUAUUGAAGCCAGCAUCUGUCCAGUCUGAGAACACUUCUUCCUUCAAGCGACCAGAGCCCCCGUCAGACAUCUGCACCACUGACACCAAACGCCGAAAGUUGGAUGUACCCAGUGAGCAGCUCUCUCCACUCACAUCCAACGCUCCAACCACUACACAGAGCAGGAGUCAGCCCCUUAUGACACUGAGGCAAGUGUCUGCCCCAGAACCCAGCCCAUCCUCCCAGCAGAAUUCCAAGCCAAAGUUUCAUCGCUGUCACUCAGAGAGCCAUGUUUCCAUAAUGAAAGCUUUAAACAAGAGUUCUGGACACGAUGGGAAUCUUACAGGAGACUUCUCUAGGCCGUUGUUGCUUCCCAUCCUAGAGGGAGGGAAGCAUCCAGACCUCAAGUCGAUCAGUGUAGAUACUUUAGCUGAUGUUGUUCGGGGAAAGUACAAGAGUAAAGUUGCCUCCUGUCGCAUCAUAGACUGCAGAUAUCCCUAUGAGUAUGAGGGUGGACAUAUUCUCGGGGCAGAGAUGUGGCAUUUGCCUGAGUUGGUGAGUGAACACCUCAAGGCUCAGAAGGGAGCUCCUGUCAUUGCUGGUGAGGAGGAGCUGCGACACAUCAUGGUGUUCCAUUGUGAAUUCUCAGCCGAAAGGGGACCCAAAACUCAGCGCCUUCUGCGAGAGAUUGACCGCACUGCCAACAAGGAACACUACCCAGCACUUCACUUUCCUGAGAUGUACCUGCUGGAGGGUGGCUACAAGGCCUUCUAUGAAAAGUACUCAGACCUGUGCACACCCAGUGAUUACAUCAGGAUGCUGGAUCCCAAUCACUCUGAGGACCUCAGGCACUUCAGGGGCAAGUCCAAGUCUUGGGCUGCUGAGAAUAAGCAAGCCAAGAGCCGGAAUGCAAUACCACGCCCGGGGCUUAAGAGGCUUGGCUUAUGAUGACCGUCUCCAAUGUAGGACAAGUUUUAUGUCUUAAUUUACUUUUUUUUUUUUAGUUAUCCUUUAGUGUGUGUGCAAUAUAUCUAUUAUUUUGUUGUGUACAGGUGAGUUUUGUCCAGGUUCAGUCAGUAAUGUCAGUGAGGAUUUAGUGUCUACCAAUGCCAAAGGAUGUUAAUCUUCCUGAAAUAGUGAGCAAUGCACAUCCUAGGUGUGUGACUUGUCUGGGCAGAACUUUGUUGAUUUUGUUCUUCCUUUGUCUUUGUUUUCCUUUAUUUAUGUUUUGAUCUGAUCUACAUGUGAUCAUCAAUAAUUUUAUCUUUGUUUUUAUUGUCAUAAAGGCCAGUUUCCAUCAUUCCUUCAGUCGGUGAUGAUAUAACUUGCGAGUUUUCUGUUAUAACAUUUGAAACUAGCAAAUAAAACUGUGAUAAUUGAGCUAUAUAGCAAGAUCUUGUUGACUGCUGUGUGUAGUGUUGUGUUGCAAAGGAGAAAAUGAGUCAAGAUAAAGUGAAGUGAGUUUCCGGCAUCGUUCCCUCAGCUUUCAUGGAGCUUGUGAAUGUUUAAUGGAAUGGAAGUUUGCUGUGAUUAAUCUUGCAUAUUUUAAUGAAGGUCACUGGCCACUCAAGCUAUUUUUAUAUCUUGUGAAUAGUAAACACCACCACAAGUGUUCAGUGUAUGUGUGUCAGGUUACUUUUAAUUCUGCUGUACGGCUAGCGACUCCAACACUGUGAUCUCAGAUUACCGACUGCUGUUCCACAUUGUCAGAGCCUUAUGACGACCGUAAGCGUGCAUCUUGAUUCUCAGUGUUGUUUUAUAACUUCUCACACGUGUUAGACCUUUCCUCAGCUUAGAUACUUUUGGCAAAAGAGAAAUGAUAUACUUCCCCAAGUAAAGUUGACUACUCCCUCUUCUUUUCUUUCUUUCGCAUCGGGUGUACAAAAAAAUGUUUUCAGUAUUGUUACCUUUUUUUUGGGAAUUAGGAGUAUUAAUAAAAUUUAUAUCAUCCCUUUUCUAGUCUUUGUGUUAGUGUACAAAAAAAAAAAGUCUUGUGAAAACCUGUCCUUGUCCCGUCUGUCCGCAAUACACGGAAUUUCUGUC
Molecule: messenger RNA, 3298 nt
Organism: Scylla paramamosain (green mud crab)
Lineage: Eukaryota; Metazoa; Arthropoda; Malacostraca; Decapoda; Portunidae
Product: M-phase inducer phosphatase-like
Exons: 7
Coding region: 251-2203 (650 amino acids)
Biological process (GO): G2/M transition of mitotic cell cycle; protein dephosphorylation; positive regulation of G2/MI transition of meiotic cell cycle
Cellular component (GO): cytoplasm; nucleus
Molecular function (GO): protein tyrosine phosphatase activity
Source: RefSeq, a predicted model, not a curated record